AGCUGGAGUGUGCGAGGGGUGGGCCGGGCUUGUAGCCUUCGUUCCCUCUUCUUUUUUUCAAUGGGGUUUGCUUUCAAAACGGGCUGCUCUCGCCCAAAUUCUGCUGGGAGAGGGAGCGGAAAGUGAUGGGAACCGAUUAUAUAAAUCCCGUGUGGGCUGGGGAUGUGCGGAGGGCCUCCCCCCUUCCCAAACUCCUGCCGCGUUUUGAAGCUCUUACAGAGGGAGGCUGGAUCCUUCCCUCCCUCUAGCACUCUGCAACCCGGGAAAUGGUGGUUGGAGUUAAAGAGCUGGAGAAGUCUUUUGUCACCGGGUGCUGUGAGAGGUAAAAGGGGUGGAGAGCGGUGAAAAGAGUGCGACGGCUGCUGGUGGAGGUGACACCGGAGUGCCCCUGGCACGUUCAAAUUCCCUUUUUCCGUCGGUGGAGAACUGGAGGAGAUGGGAACCGGCUGGGGUUUGCGGCGCUUAGGGAGGAAUAGGAUGGGAACAACAAGUAUUUGUUUUGUGGUGAAGACUUAUAAUAUGCCGUCCGUAAGACGCGCCAAAAAGCAGGCGAGAGAGAGUGUAAGAAAGGCGAGAGAAAAGGGGAAGAGACAAGCGUCAACUUGCGUGUAUGAACGGCAGUUUGAGCAGGGGUAAUACGGAAGAGAGGAGGGUUGAAGGACAAGGGCGGGCAUUUCAACCCGCGGUGAGCACUCGAUUGCGCUAAAGGGAGACGCCUCUGCGCUUGAGCUCUAAAAGAAGAGAGUGAAAAGCGCCGUCACAGAGCUUUUAUAGCUCCUCGUCAUUCCCCGAUUGUGCUCACCACGCCUCCUCUGCCAUUAUUGGUGGAACUUCCCUUAGGAAGCCGCUUUGGCCCCGCCCUGUUGCUCAAUGAUUAGUAUCCCCUGAAUUCUGUACCGAUCUUCGCUUCGUAGUGACGCUGACAGGACCGAAGGGGCGGAGGGGUGGGGAAGCGGCAGGGCGGAGGUUUCUUCUAAUAGUUCGAACUGCCCCGGCUGCUCCUCUGCGAUUGAUUGGCUUGCUAGUUGAAGGAAGAGUUGAAGGCGUGCGGUGACUAAUGGGUUGAUGUGGAAGAUGAAGGUGGUCGUCGGCCCGCCCUCGGGACCUGAUUGGAACAUUGACAUUCAAGGAGGUGGAGAGAUCUUAAAAGAACUCGAUGAUUAUUAUGAAAAAUUCAAACGGGAAACAGAUGCAGUACAAAAGAGAAGAUUAUUGCAUUGUAUACAGAGAGCACUGAUUCGGAGUCAAGAACUGGGAGAUGAAAAGAUCCAAAUUGUCAGUCAAAUGGUAGAACUCGUCGAGAACAGAACUAGACAAGUUGAUAGUCAUGUAGAAUUAUUUGAAACCUGCCAAGAGACUAAUGAUAUUACUGGAAAUAACGGUAAGACUAACCAAGACAAAUCAAAGAAUGAAACAUUGACUCAGGCAGAAAAGCCCAACAAUAAGCGAUCCAGAAGGCAAAGAAAUAAUGAAAAUCGUGAGAAUGCUUCUAAUAAUCACGAUCAUGAUGACAUCACUUCAGGAACACCAAAGGAGAAGAAAGCAAAAACUUCCAAGAAAAAGAAGAGAUCUAAGACCAAAGCAGAGAGGGAAGCUUCCCCUGCAGACCUGCCCAUUGAUCCCAAUGAGCCAACCUACUGUUUGUGUAAUCAGGUCUCCUAUGGAGAAAUGAUAGGCUGUGACAAUGAUGAAUGCCCAAUUGAAUGGUUUCACUUCUCAUGUGUGGGACUCAAUCAUAAACCCAAGGGCAAGUGGUACUGUCCCAAAUGUAGAGGAGAAAAUGAGAAAACGAUGGACAAAGCCCUAGAGAAAUCUAAAAAAGAAAGAGCUUACAAUAGGUAGUCUCUAGUUUAAAAGCAAAUAAAGCCCUGAGAACUGAUAUUUAUUUCCUGCCUCACCUUUUUGUUGAGAUUACAGGAUUGUAAAAUGUAUAUUUUUAAAGGUGGUUAUACAUCAAACCAUUCUUGUCAUAGGAAUGGCAAUAGGAAAAAUGUUUGGGUUUUUUCCUUUGAUACAGUUGUUAGCAAAAAAAUGAACUGUUGGUUCAUCUUAUAAGAAACAUAUUUUCACAAAUUGGUAAGACUUCACCUGUGAAAAUGUAGAUGGAAACUUGAAUAACAUUUUUCAUUCUUCCUUGUAGAAGAAUGUGGUCUUGUCUUUCCAGAAAAGUAUUCUGUAGUUUGAAUAAAGCAGCAUUAUCUUGCAAGUUUAACUAAAAUACAACCAAAUGUAGAGCGUAGGUACUUAAACCAUCUUAUUUUAGUUAGGUUUAAGCACACUUAACUCUGAAUUGGUUUUAUGGCUUGGAAGUAUGUGUUCUUUGUGUCAGUUAAAAAUAAUUCCAAAACUAUGAGCUAUCACCAUACAUCCUAUUAAAACAUCUUACUGGGAAUUAAAGACCAUUGCUUUCAGCGGGUUUUGGUUUCUAAGAGAGAUGAAGGUGAACUUUUCUGUUGGUGAUUGAUGCAAUAGCAAAGGAAAAGAAGUUACAGCAUGGCUCCUAUUAAAUGUGUCACUCUUAAUAGCUCUCUAUGACAACAUGUUACAAGCUUAUUUUUUAAAAAUGCAGAAGGUUAAAUUUUACACAACAUAUUUUAUAUACUGGCCAACUACCACAAAGGCCUUUUAAAAAUGAUUUAGUAUAUUUUGUAUUUAACCAGAAUAUGGUUUAGUAGUGAAACUUAACAUAAAUCAAGGCUUUAUACUGUCACAGAAUAAUAGUGUAGCAGUCUUUACUUUGUAUAAGUUGUACAAAUGUACAUUUUCAAGUGGAAUUGCACUUAACUGUAUUAUAAUUGGAAAUGCAUCUACAUACCAUGGUGUAGUCAAUAUGCAUUUCCUUCUGUAUGUAUGAAAGUUGUACAGUUGUGAUAUUAAGGAAUAAAUUAAACAAAUUGGAUAAUCCAGUUCA
Messenger RNA from Crotalus tigris (Tiger rattlesnake), 2911 nucleotides. RefSeq names its product inhibitor of growth family member 1 (gene ING1). Gene Ontology annotation, cellular component: nucleus. NCBI's taxonomy places the organism in Eukaryota, Metazoa, Chordata, Lepidosauria, Squamata, Viperidae. The record is from RefSeq and is a predicted model, not a curated record. The transcript has 2 exons. Gene Ontology annotation, biological process: positive regulation of DNA-templated transcription. Bases 1066 to 1842 code for a protein of 258 amino acids.